Messenger RNA from Auanema sp. JU1783, 1008 nucleotides. The record is from the annotation of a GenBank genome assembly. Lineage: Eukaryota; Metazoa; Nematoda; Chromadorea; Rhabditida; Rhabditidae.
AUGUCAUCCCAAGGUCUGGAGCCUUCCCUGAGAAAUGUUAUUGAGCAAACAACUCUCAAAUGGAUUUUUGUUGGUGGAAAGGGAGGGGUUGGAAAGACUACUUGCAGUUGUUCAUUGGCUGCUCAGUUAGCUAAGGUUCGGAGGAACGUUUUGCUCAUCUCCACCGAUCCUGCUCACAACAUCUCCGAUGCCUUCAAUCAGAAGUUCAGCAAGAACCCUCAACUUGUCAAUGGCUUCGAAAACUUAUAUGCCUUGGAAAUCGACUCCAACAUAAGUUCCGAAAGUUCCUCAAUCCCUGCUCUCAGUUCACUCACUGAAGGUGGAGGUUUUCCAGGAAUGAACAAAGAGUUCCUUCAGAACAUGAUGGGUGGUCUCCCAGGAAUAGAUGAAGCUAUGAGUUUUUCAGAAAUGAUCAGAUUGAUCAACUCAAUGGAUUUUGAUGUUGUCGUGUUCGACACUGCCCCCACUGGACAUACACUCCGUUUAUUGCAAUUCCCAACACUGAUUGAAGCAGCUUUCUCCAAAAUCAUUUCUCUCCAAAGUUCACUUGGACCAAUGAUUGGUCAACUCUCUGGUGUUCUGGGAAUGGGAGAGAUGAAUAUUGACGAGACGAUGAAGAAAAUCAAUGAAACCAUGGAAUUAGUUCAAAGAAUCAAUGUGCAAUUUAAAGAUCCUGAUGUUACCACUUUCGUUUGUGUUUGUAUUGCUGAGUUCCUCUCGCUCUAUGAAACUGAACGUCUGAUUCAGGAACUUACUAAACAAGGAAUCGAUACUCAUAAUAUUGUUGUGAAUCAACUGCUCUAUCCUGACAAAGACAGUGAAGGAUGUGUGCAAUGUAAGAAGUGCAAAUCGCGCUUCAAUAUUCAGUCAAAAUAUUUGGAACAGAUUGCUGAUCUCUACGAAGAUUUUCAUGUAACCAAAUUGCCUUUACUAGAGAGAGAAGUACGUGGGUCAGAUCAAAUAUCUGAGUUCAGCCAAAACCUCUUCAAGCCUUAUACUGCACCUUAA